AUGUCGCGAGCCAUUCGGGGCGGCUCUGGUGGGUUCGGCUGCCCUAGAGUGAUAAGUUCGGCUUCAGACACGCCUCAGCGCCAGCAGCGAGUCGGAGCUCUAUGGAGGUGGCGGCGAGUAUCGGGUGGUGGCUGCAGCAGCGACUCUUCUGAGCUGUUUCAAGCCGGUUCCGACUCCUUCCUCCCCCUUCCCUCCCCCUUUUUUGUUUUCCGUUCCCCUUCCCCCUCCCUUCCCCGUCCCCGACGACCGGAUCCUGAGGAGGCAGCUGCGGUGGCAGCUGCUGAGUUCUCGGUGAAGAUUCUUCGUUGUCAAGCCGCCAAAGUGGAGAGUGCGAUCGCAGAAGGGGGUGCUUCUCGUUUCAGUGCUUCUUCGGGCGGAGGAGGAAGUAGGGGUGCACCUCAGCACUAUCCCAAGACUGCUGGCAACAGCGAGUUCCUGGGGAAAACCCCAGGGCAAAACGCUCAGAAAUGGAUUCCUGCACGAAGCACUAGACGAGAUGACAACUCCGCAGCAAACAACUCCGCAAAUGAAAAAGAACGACAUGAUGCAAUCUUCAGGAAAGUAAGAGGCAUAUUAAAUAAGCUUACUCCUGAGAAGUUUGACAAGCUAUGCCUUGAGCUCCUCAAUGUGGGUGUAGAGUCUAAACUCAUCCUUAAAGGGGUCAUACUGCUGAUUGUGGACAAAGCCCUAGAAGAGCCAAAGUAUAGCUCACUGUAUGCUCAGCUAUGUCUGCGAUUGGCAGAAGAUGCACCAAACUUUGAUGGCCCAGCAGCAGAGGGUCAACCAGGACAGAAGCAAAGCACAACAUUCAGACGCCUCCUAAUUUCCAAAUUACAAGAUGAAUUUGAAAACCGAACCAGAAAUGUUGAUGUCUAUGAUAAGCGUGAAAAUCCCCUCCUCCCUGAGGAGGAGGAACAGAGAGCUAUUGCCAAGAUCAAGAUGUUGGGGAACAUCAAAUUCAUUGGAGAACUUGGAAAGCUUGAUCUUAUUCAUGAAUCUAUCCUUCAUAAGUGCAUCAAAACACUUUUGGAAAAAAAGAAGAGAGUCCAACUCAAAGAUAUGGGAGAGGAUUUGGAGUGCCUCUGUCAGAUAAUGAGGACAGUGGGACCUAGGUUAGACCAUGAACGAGCCAAGUCCUUAAUGGAUCAGUACUUUGCCCGAAUGUGCUCCUUGAUGUUAAGUAAGGAAUUGCCGGCGAGGAUUCGUUUCCUGCUGCAGGAUACCGUAGAGUUGCGAGAACACCAUUGGGUUCCUCGCAAAGCUUUUCUUGACAAUGGACCAAAGACGAUCAAUCAAAUCCGUCAAGAUGCUGUAAAAGAUCUAGGAGUGUUUAUUCCUGCUCCUAUGGCUCAAGGAAUGAGAAGUGACUUCUUUCUGGAGGGACCGUUUAUGCCACCCAGGAUGAAAAUGGAUAGGGACCCACUUGGAGGACUUGCUGAUAUGUUUGGACAAAUGCCAGGAAGCGGAAUUGGUACUGGUCCAGGAGUUAUCCAGGAUAGAUUUUCACCCACCAUGGGGCGCCAUCGUUCAAAUCAGCUCUUCAAUGGCCAUGGGGGACACAUCAUGCCUCCCACACAGUCGCAGUUUGGGGAGAUGGGAGGCAAGUUUAUGAAAAGCCAGGGGCUAAGCCAGCUCUACCAUAACCAGAGUCAGGGACUCUUAUCCCAGCUGCAAGGACAGUCGAAGGAUAUGCCACCUCGGUUUUCUAAGAAAGGACAGCUUAAUGCAGAUGAGAUUAGCUUGAGGCCUGCUCAGUCUUUCCUAAUGAAUAAAAACCAAGUGCCAAAGCUUCAGCCCCAGAUAACUAUGAUUCCUCCUAGUGCACAACCACCACGCACUCAAACGCCACCUCUGGGACAGACACCUCAGCUUGGUCUCAAAACUAAUCCACCACUUAUCCAGGAAAAGCCUGCCAAGACCAGUAAAAAGCCACCACCAUCAAAGGAAGAACUGCUUAAACUAACCGAAACUGUUGUAACUGAAUACCUGAAUAGUGGAAAUGCAAAUGAAGCUGUCAAUGGUGUAAGAGAGAUGAGAGCUCCUAAACACUUCCUUCCUGAGAUGUUAAGCAAAGUAAUCAUCCUGUCACUGGACAGAAGUGAUGAAGAUAAAGAAAAAGCAAGUUCUUUGAUCAGUUUACUCAAACAGGAAGGGAUAGCCACAAGUGACAACUUCAUGCAGGCUUUCCUGAAUGUAUUGGACCAGUGCCCCAAACUGGAGGUUGACAUCCCCUUGGUGAAAUCAUAUUUAGCACAGUUUGCAGCUCGUGCUAUCAUUUCGGAGCUGGUGAGCAUUUCAGAACUAGCUCAACCACUGGAAAGUGGCACCCAUUUUCCUCUCUUCUUACUUUGUCUUCAGCAAUUAGCUAAAUUACAAGAUCGAGAAUGGUUAACAGAGCUUUUCCAACAAAGCAAGGUCAAUAUGCAGAAAAUGCUCCCAGAAAUUGAUCAAAAUAAGGACCGCAUGUUGGAGAUCUUGGAAGGAAAGGGACUGAGUUUCUUAUUCCCACUUCUCAAAUUGGAGAAGGAACUGUUAAAGCAAAUAAAGUUGGAUCCAUCCCCUCAAACCAUAUAUAAAUGGAUUAAAGAUAACAUCUCUCCCAAACUUCAUGUAGAUAAAGGAUUUGUGAACAUCUUAAUGACUAGCUUCUUACAGUACAUUUCUAGUGAAGUAAACCCACCCAGUGAUGAAACAGAUUCUUCCUCUGCUCCUUCCAAAGAACAGUUAGAGCAGGAAAAACAACUGCUUCUUUCCUUCAAGCCAGUAAUGCAGAAAUUCCUUCAUGAUCAUGUUGAUCUACAAGUUAGUGCCCUCUAUGCUCUUCAGGUGCACUGCUACAACAGCAACUUCCCAAAAGGCAUGUUACUCCGCUUUUUUGUUCACUUCUAUGACAUGGAAAUUAUUGAAGAAGAAGCUUUCUUGGCUUGGAAAGAAGAUAUAACCCAAGAGUUUCCAGGGAAAGGCAAGGCUUUGUUCCAGGUGAAUCAGUGGCUAACCUGGCUAGAAACUGCUGAAGAAGAAGAAUCAGAGGAAGAAGCUGACUAAAAGAACCAGCCAAAGCCUUAAAUUGUGCAAAACAUACUGUUGCUAUGAUGUAACUGCAUUUGACCUAACCACUGCGAAAAUUCAUUCCGCUGUAAUGUUUUCACAAUAUUUAAAAGCAGAAGCACGUCAGUUAGGAUUUCCUUCUGCAUAAGGUUUUUUUGUAGUGUAAUGUCUUAAUCAUAGUCUACCAUCAAAUAUUUUAGGAGUAUCUUUAAUGUUUAGAUAGUAUAUUAGCAGCAUGCAAUAAUUACAUCAUAAGUUCUCAAGCAGAGGCAGUCUAUUGCAAGGACCUUCUUUGCUGCCAGUUAUCAUAGGCUGUUUUAAGUUAGAAAACUGAAUAGCAACACUGAAUACUGUAGAAAUGCACUUUGCUCAGUAAUACUUGAGUUGUUGCAAUAUUUGAUUAUCCAUUUGGUUGUUACAGAAAAAUUCUUAACUGUAAUUGAUGGUUGUUGCCGUAAUAGUAUAUUGCCUGUAUUUCUACCUCUAGUAAUGGGCUUUAUGUGCUAGAUUUUAAUAUCCUUGAGCCUGGGCAAGUGCACAAGUCUUUUUAAAAGAAACAUGGUUUACUUGCACAAAACUGAUCAGUUUUGAGAGAUCGUAAAUGCCCUUGAAGUGGUCUUUGUGGGUGUGAAACAAAUGGUGAGAAUUUGAAUUGGUCCCUCUUAUUAUAGUAUUGAAAUUAAGUCUACUUAAUUUAUCAAGUCAUGUUCAUGCCCUGAUUUUAUAUACUUGUAUCUAUCAAUAAACAUUGUGAUACUUGA
Molecule: messenger RNA, 3809 nt
Organism: Dama dama (fallow deer)
Lineage: Eukaryota; Metazoa; Chordata; Mammalia; Artiodactyla; Cervidae
Gene: EIF4G2
Product: eukaryotic translation initiation factor 4 gamma 2
Exons: 23
Coding region: 1-3045 (1014 amino acids)
Cellular component (GO): eukaryotic translation initiation factor 4F complex
Molecular function (GO): translation initiation factor activity; mRNA binding; protein binding
Source: RefSeq, a predicted model, not a curated record